AUUUGUCUGUACUUUUCAUCUCAAUUCACCAAGAAAUCUCCUGUCGUUGCAAUGGUUCGCAAGCGAUUUCAAGAUGCCAAAACAGGCUUUGCGAUGCUGAAAUCAUUCAGUACUGAGAGAUUCAUGAGGAAAUCGGGGGUAGGAAAGGAGGACCAUUUUUUCUGGUAUCAAUGGACCAGGGCAUUGCUCAUCUGCUACACAGUGGCCGGCUUGGCAUGGUGGUAUAAUGAGACUUCUCCAUUGGGGUGGUGGACGCUGAAAGUUAAGCCCAAGGAAGAGAAAGAGCUGGCGCACCUGUAUGAGCGCCGGAAGUUUCCGUAUCCGGGCGAUGAGGAAGCCAUGGAAGAGUUCAUUGCAAAGGGAGGGAUGAUUGGUACAACCAUCGGGCCCAAGGGAUUUAUCGAUUAUGAUAAAGAUCCUUAUAAUUAUCAGAAAAUAUUGCAGGAUGAGAAGGUAGAGCUGGAAGCCCACAAGCUGUGGAUGAGGAUGAGGAAUGAAGUCAUCUCUGAACUCCAGGAGAAAGGGUUUGAUGUAGAAUGAUCUGAGGUGCAUCUAAUAAUUUGCUAUAGUUUAUAUAUAUAAAUUCUAACUGUUUCUGAGUAAUCUUCCCUUCUCAAGUUUGUUUAUUUUGUGGUUGAUGAUAAAUAGUGUCAUGUAUUUGGAAGUACUUGCAUUUAUAAAUAAGUUUAGAGGUUUGCUUUAGCUUUAAGCAUUAGUAUACAAGCAUUUGGAGGUCUGUAGGCCGUUGAUACACUUCUUGCGAUUUACCUCUUCCACCUGGGUGAUUGGCUUUUAAGUUCGGGGUCAAACUUCUCGGGUGAUUGGAUAUUAAGUUUGGGGUUCAAAUUUAUGUAUUGAAAGUACUGUAUUUUGUGAUU
Messenger RNA from Ipomoea nil (Japanese morning glory), 878 nucleotides. RefSeq lists its product as uncharacterized. The coding region runs from base 52 to 540 and encodes 162 amino acids. Lineage: Eukaryota; Viridiplantae; Streptophyta; Magnoliopsida; Solanales; Convolvulaceae. The transcript has 2 exons. The record is from RefSeq and is a predicted model, not a curated record.